AGAGCAGGAACAACAGCAUGUGCCCUGAGUAGCAUAGAAACACAAGUCAGAGGGACUGGCACUAGGGCACAGGCAGGCGAAAACACAAGCUGGGGGCACAUUUUGUGGCACUGGAGCUGAUCGUUGGAUGCCUGGAUCAACGUGCAGCAUGUAACAGAGGGUUGGAUAACAAAGAUCUUUCAGAGCUCUGCGUGUGUGGUGAGGUGUAUAUGGUUGCUGCUGGGAUAUGGAUGGGUCACCGGACAGGGACAGUCGUGGCGUCCCACUGACCUGCUGGAGGAUUUCUGGGAGAUAGACUCAAGACGCAGUGGGAGCACCUCCUGGUUGCUCCUGCUCUUCCAGCUCCAGACAUGAACCUGGUGCUCCUGGCCUUCAGGCUGAUGUGCCUGGCCUGGCUGUGGCCUGUCACGCUGCUCAACGGCAGCCACCAACCCAACAAGAGGAGGCACAAGGACGUGUACCUUGGGGAGAACAGCAAGAACCAACAUGGAGGACGAAUAGACUUUAAGAUGAAAAAGUCUGACAGCACCAAGUCCCUGCUAAUUAAAUCUGAACAGCUGCUCCGUAUCGAGGACCAUGACUUUGCAAUGCGGCCUGGCUUUGGAGGGGCAGCUAUUCCUGUGGGCAUAGACGUGCAGGUGGAGAGCAUUGACAGUAUAUCUGAAGUCAACAUGGACUUCACCAUGACUCUGUACCUGAGACACUAUUGGCAGGACGACCGGCUGGCCUUCCCUUCCAGCAGCAACAGGAGCCGGACAUUUGACGCUCGGCUGGUAAAGAAGAUCUGGGUGCCGGAUGUGUUCUUUGUCCACUCCAAGCGUUCCUUCAUCCAUGACACGACCAUGGAAAACAUCAUGUUGAGGGUGUACCCUGAUGGCAACAUUCUCUACAGUGUCAGGAUCACUGUGACUGCUCUUUGCGCCAUGGACUUCAGUAGUUUUCCUUUGGACACACAGAAAUGCUCUCUGGAACUGGAGAGCUACGCGUACAAUGAGAAUGACCUCAUGCUCUACUGGAAGAACGGGAACGAUUCAUUAAGGACUGACGAGAUCGUUCUCUCACAGUUUUUUAUUGAAGAAUUCCACCCUUCCUACGGGCUUGCCUUCUACAGCAGCACGGGUUGGUAUAACAGGCUCUACAUAAACUUCAUCCUCAGGAGGCACAUCUUCUUCUUCAUGCUGCAGACCUAUUUCCCCACCAUGCUGAUGGUGAUGCUCUCCUGGGUGUCCUUCUGGAUUGACAGGAGGGCUGUGCCAGCCCGAGUCUCACUGGGCAUCACCACAGUUCUGACCAUGUCCACCAUCAUCACAGGCGUGUCAGCCUCCAUGCCUCAGGUGUCUUAUGUAAAAGCUGUGGACAUCUACCUGUGGGCCAGCUUUCUGUUCGUCUUCCUGUCCGUCAUUGAGUAUGCCGCUGUCAACUACUUCACCACUGUGGAGGAGAUGAAGAAGCUCAAGGGGGGAAAGAUCCCUGCCGAUUUCAAUGCCACUCAAACUAUGGCCUUUGACGGAUGUUACCAUGACAAUGACAUUGCCCUGACGCCCUUCCCAGAGCUGCCCAAUACCCCCAACACAGAGCGGCGUAGGACGGCCACGUCAAGGAACUCUGCUGCAGAGCCCCCACCCACAGAGGGCACAAGGCUACGACGCAAAAAAUCCAUCAAACACAACCUCAGCUUCAUCAUGAGCAACAGCUACAUGAUCGACUCCUACUCCAGAGUCAUCUUCCCCAUGACCUACCUGCUGUUCAACAUCAUCUACUGGAGUUUAUACUCAUGAGCUAUAGAUGCACACUGUCAGCCUACCUGCAGUUCUCAUACAGAUCUGCAUCCAGUUGAGUGUGUACUCUACUAAUAAAGAUCGACAGAGCUAUACUACAGAACUAUAGUGCAGAACUACACUGCAUAACUACACUACAUAACUAUACUGCAGAACUAUACUGCAUAACUAUAUUGCAUAACUGUACUAGAUAACUAUACCACAGAACUACACUACAGAACUACACUGCAUAACUAUAAUAGAAAAACUAAACUACAGAACUAUACUACAGAACUACACUUCAGAACUACACUGCAUAACUAUACUACAUAACUAUAUUGCAGAAUUAUACUGCAGAACUAUACUACAGAACUAUACUACCAUACAUUAUCUAGUAGGUUAUUCACAUUGACAACAGCAUCAUCAUCAAGCCAUUGUAUUCUGCCACCCACUGGAUUAUGACCUUAACCACUGGUGUCUACCAGAGUGCAUUGUGGGAGUUUUGGACAGUCAAGCCCUACUGAAGAAGAGAGACUAUUGAGUAAACCUGCUUUUCAUUAGAAAUCUGGGUUCAGGUGGGAAGUUGGUGGUGCUGUUCAUGGGAGUAUUUCUAUUGUAAUUAGGGUUGCAUACUGGUAAUUUACCAAAAGUACUAGAUUAAUUAAUUGGUAAUCUAUGGCAAUGGUAACUUUGAUAAUUUAUACUUGAAUAACUUUAAAAAUAUAUAUUAUUAUAUAGUAAUCACUUUUUAUAUGUGACCAUAUUGUCUAGUGGAUAGACUAUGGUUCAAGAGAAAAUUGCCUAAUUUAAUUUAAAACGCAUCUAAUCAACAAUGAAAUUACUUUCAAUUAACUCUGAAACUCUGCAACUCUUCCAACUAUUUACUUUUUUCACAACUGCCACCAGUUUGGCGCCAAAACAUUUACAAAGACAUAUUGAAAUAGUUAAAUAAAUAAGUGUGUAAAGAAAACAUAAAGGAUAUUUCAUGCUGAAACCCUCAUAUUAAACUCCAAUGGUAUUAAUUAAAUUGAUGGUUUAUAUUUAGGAUAAUGUUUUACAGAUUCGUCAUUCUAUUUUUAAAAUGUUAGAAUAAUAAUAAUUAUAUAAAAAUAUAAUUAACAUAUAUCUUAUGAAAAUAUCUUGAUUCUGAGUAGAGUGUAAAAGAGGUUUAUCUUAAAUUAAAUUAAAUCAGAUAGUGACACAGUGUUGGUAUUAGCUUAUUUUCAUUAUAUUUUUUAUUUAACCUUUAUUUAACUUAUGCCUCUGAAGAAUGUGAAGAAAAACAAUAAAGUAUGUAGAAUGCUGUCAAAAGAUGCAGCUCAUGAGGAUCUGUGAAUGGGGGUUUUCUCUGUGCUAGAUACCCUUUCAGUACAUGUAUUUAUAUUCACAAUCAUAGGUGCUAGCCCAGACGAGUUCAUGAUAGUAUUGCUAGAUCAACCGGAUGGAAUCCAUGAGCAUGCUGGCUCUUUGGUGAUGUCCCAUCUCUUCAGUGUGAUCUGUCACACACUUCAGUUAAACUACAAAAUAUAAUAAUAUAUUAUUAAAAAGUAAAAUAAUAUGAAACACACUGUGUCACGUAAGUCCA
Molecule: messenger RNA, 3342 nt
Organism: Coregonus clupeaformis (lake whitefish)
Lineage: Eukaryota; Metazoa; Chordata; Actinopteri; Salmoniformes; Salmonidae
Product: gamma-aminobutyric acid receptor subunit rho-3-like
Exons: 9
Coding region: 351-1778 (475 amino acids)
Biological process (GO): signal transduction; regulation of membrane potential; chemical synaptic transmission
Cellular component (GO): neuron projection; membrane; GABA-A receptor complex
Molecular function (GO): neurotransmitter receptor activity; GABA-A receptor activity; extracellular ligand-gated monoatomic ion channel activity
Source: RefSeq, a predicted model, not a curated record